This is a messenger RNA of Acanthocheilonema viteae, 899 nucleotides long. The record is from the annotation of a GenBank genome assembly. NCBI's taxonomy places the organism in Eukaryota, Metazoa, Nematoda, Chromadorea, Rhabditida, Onchocercidae.
AUGCGGAACGUCUCGUUUAUUUUUCUAUUGUUGAUUACGAGUUCGACAAUUGUUUGAAUGUUGAAACGGAAAGUGGAAACAUCAGUAGAUGUGGCAAAUUCGCAUGCUGAUGAUGGAAAUGAAGGCACUUCUACAUUAAAGAAGAGGAAAGUACUUCCUUAUGAAGAAACAUACCUGCAUUCAAUACCACGUGCAGCUCAGUACGAGAAAUCGUUCAUGCACCGUGAUACUGUAACUCAUGUUAUCGGAACUGAAACAGAUUUCAUCAUAACAGCAAGUGCAGAUGGACAUUUGAAGUUCUGGAAGAAAAAGCAUGGUGAAGGAAUUGAAUUUGUCAAACAUUUUCGCUGCCAUCUUCAUGCUUUUUCCCACUUGGCGAUCAAUCACAAUGGAACAUUAAUGGCAACGCUUUGUAUGCAAGACAAAUCAGUGAAAAUAUUUGAUAUACCCAAUUUCGAUAUGAUCAAUAUGCUCAGUACAGAAUUUGCUCCUAGAACUGCCGCAUGGAUACAUCAAGGAAAUGAUGUUGUGCAGGUGUUAGCUGUGUCAGAUUCGGAGUCUGGGAAAAUCUAUAUUUAUGAUGGCAAAGGGGAAGAUAAACCAAUUCAUGUUCUAGAUAAAAUUCAUUCAAAUCCUGUGAAAUUGAUUGAGUAUAAUUCACAUUUUGAUUGUGCUAUUUCUGUCGAUGCGAAGGGAAUGUUAGAAUACUGGUCUGGUCCGAAGCGCGAAUAUCAGUUUCCGGAUAAUGUGAAGUGGACGUACAAAACAGAUACUGAUCUCUAUGAAUUUGUUAAAGUUAAAGCACCACCACGUUGUUUGCAAAUAGCACCAAAUGGUAAAUCAUUUGCUACAGUUGGAGCAGAUCGACGUAUUCGAUUGUUUGAUUUCGCUACUGGAAA